Messenger RNA from Cyclopterus lumpus (lumpfish), 1076 nucleotides. It is a transcript of the gene setmar, whose product is annotated as SET domain and mariner transposase fusion gene. The record is from RefSeq and is a predicted model, not a curated record. Gene Ontology annotation, cellular component: nucleus. The transcript is spliced from 2 exons. Bases 75 to 977 code for a protein of 300 amino acids. Gene Ontology annotation, molecular function: histone H3K9 methyltransferase activity; protein binding; zinc ion binding. NCBI's taxonomy places the organism in Eukaryota, Metazoa, Chordata, Actinopteri, Perciformes, Cyclopteridae.
UUUUCUUCUUUUUUUUGUUGCACAUCCCAGUUGACCAGCCGCUGUUUCAUGUAAACAAAACAGUAACUUCGGAUAUGAGUAUCGACAGACGUGUGGAUUUGAGCAACUGCCUCGAGGAUGUUCCGGUUUUAAUUGAGCCCACUUCCGCCGCCACGACGUUUCCCAAAUUUCAGUAUUCCCCAGAUAACAUUCAGGGACCAGGGUGCACCACUGACCCCAGUGAAGUCACCCUUCCUGGAUGCUCCUGCCGUUCCCACUCCUGCUGCACUGAGAACUGCCCCUGCCCGCGGACACGUGGCCCUGCGUACGAUGGCGCUGGCGCGCUGCUGAACCUCAGCCCGACGGAUUCUGGUUACUGCUCGCCUGUGUUCGAGUGCAACGCCCUCUGCGCCUGCAGCGAGGCCUGCUCCAACCGGGUGGUGCAGGGAGGGUUAAGGCUCCGGCUGGAGGUGUACAGCACCGGGAACAAGGGCUGGGGAGUGCGAGCGCUGGAGGCAAUCCCACAUGGGACGUUUGUGUGCGAGUACGCCGGAGAGGUGAUCGGCCUCGAGGAGGCCAGGCGGCGACAGCUCGCCCAGAGAGCCGGGGAAAACAACUACAUCAUCGCCGUGAGGGAGCACGCGGGCGCAGGCCCCGUCGCCGAGACAUUCGUGGACCCCGCCGCGGUGGGGAACGUAGGCCGCUUCCUCAACCACUCCUGCCAGCCCAACCUGUUCAUGCAGCCGGUCCGCGUGCACUCCGUGGUUCCUCGGCUGGCGCUGUUUGCCGGGCGGAACAUUGACGCGCAGGAGGAGCUGACGUUUGACUACACGGGGGGAUACAGUAACCAACUCCCCGUCGAGCUGCUGUCCACCCAAAGGGACGCCGACAUACAGGCCAGUCGGACAGAUGGACUCCAGAGGAAAGAGUGCCACUGCGGUGCCACCAACUGUAUUCAGUUUCUUCCAUUGGAUUUAUCUAUUAUCAACCGGGAAUGAACGACACUCCAUCUUACAUCACGUUUUUAGGUUUUUAUCUGAAUGUCAAGAGGUGGAUGUGUCCAAAAAAUACUUUCUAUUAAAACUAUCUCCACUUAA